Messenger RNA from Linum trigynum, 3471 nucleotides. The record is from the annotation of a GenBank genome assembly. NCBI's taxonomy places the organism in Eukaryota, Viridiplantae, Streptophyta, Magnoliopsida, Malpighiales, Linaceae.
ACUACUACUAAGUUAGACAAGGAUGAGUCAGGGGUUAGUGUAGAUGACUAAAAAUACAGAAGCAUGAUAGGAUCCCUUCUCUACUUGACUGCAAGCGUCGUCCUGAUAUUCAGCACAGUGUAUGUCUUUGUUCUCGGUUUCAAGGUAAUCCUAAGGAAAACCACUUGACUGCUGUCAAGCAAAUUUUUCGUUACCUUAAGGGAACUCAAUUUGUUGGUCUGUGUAUCCCAGACAUACUUAUUUUGACCUUCUCGGGUAUAGUGAUUCUGAUUUUGGUGGGAGUCUGACUGAUCGCAAGAGCACUAGUAGUUCGUGUCAAUUCACGGGUACUAGUCUUAUUUCAUGGUCUUGUAAGAAACAGGGGGCAGUAGCGCUAUCUACAGCCGAGGGUGAAUACAUAGCAGCAAGGAGUUGUUGCACUCAACUCUUAUGACUUCAGAAUCAAAUUCAGGACUACGGUAUGACUAUUCCAACUAUUCCCUUAUUUUGUGAUAAUACUAAAGGUAUUUGCAUGACCUAAAACCUGGUUCAACACUCUAGAACCAAGCACAUUAAAAUUAGAUACCAUUUUAUUAGGGAAUUGGUCCUUAAUAAGGUUAUUAAGAUCAAUCACGUUCCCUCUGAAUUCUAGCUGGCAGAACUUUUUACAAGGCCCUUGCAUUCUGAUCGCUUCACUUUCCUUUGCUAUGAAAUAGGGCUUCGUUCUCCAUCAAAUCUGGAGGAUCUUCUCUAAUUCCUAUGGUUCUUGCCUUGUUUGUUUAUGGUUACUUUUUUGUUUCUUCCUUUUUUAUUAUUUUCCUUCUUUUGUGCUCUCUGUCUCUCUAUUUAAGUUCGUCUCAUUCGUUUUGUUUUAUUCUCUUCAGCCUAUUUAGCUUUCUUAGAUAGUUGUGUCGGUCUCUUUUUCAAUGACUUUUCCCUUUGCCCUUUCAUUUACUAGGUCCCUUUUUCAUGAUCAUAUUCCUGCAAAUCCUCAUCGUCAUCGUGUCUCUUUUGCAUCUCGCACUAUUUUUCCUACGUAUAUUGUCUCGUUUCAUGAUCUCUUGGAUUUUGGGAUUAUUAUCGAACAGUUGGUUGACAACCUUGGUUGGACUUUUCUUCUUGAAGAUAAUUCCACUAUUGUCUAUCCCAAACAAGUUCGCCUGUGCUUUUCCAAUUUCCAAUCAUAUGGGAUCCACACUCGUACCUUCACCACCCUCAUAUAUGGUCACCUUGUCACAAUACCCUUAGAAGAUCUUCGCAGGCUUCUCGAUAUUCCUCACAUGGGGGAGAUCUUGCCAAUGAGUCUGAGUUUCACUUCUUUAAUUUCAUUAUUGUGGAGGAAUUUGUUCACCUCACUGGUCAUGUUCCUGAUGCCUCCCUUACUCUGCCUGCUACUUUUCUGCCUCCUUCCAUGCAGGCUUUUAACUUUGUCCUUACCCGUCGUUUUCUGCCCCGUACUGUUCUUCUUGAUCGAGUCGCUCCAAUGGAGAUCCUUUCCCAUGUUUCUGCUAAUGUUCCUUUGGAUUACUCGCUUCUUCUGUUUGGGGCUCUCUAUCCUUUCCAGCAGUUUGAGUUUCAAGCUCCUUUUCCGUUUGGGCCUCUAAUUACCCGUCUUAUAGUUCAACUUGUUAUCUCUCUGAACCCUUUCCGUUCCAUUACUCCUGCCAUUUAUUUCUCUGCGGAAGAACUCUUUGACGAGAUUCCAGUUGCCGUUGAGGGAGAGGAUGACUCUGAAGCUGACGAAGAAGAAGAGGAGGACGGAGAAGAAGAAGAGGACGGUGAUGGUGACUCUGAAGACGACGAGAUUGCUGAAGGGGAGGAAAACCCGGAGAUUCUCUGGAUCAGUAGCAACGACGACAGCGAUAGUGAUUAUUCUGACUCCGAUGACGGUCCCGCCCCUCCCCCUGCCUCUCCAGGAUCUAUCCUUGCUGCUGAGUGCUUUUUAUGAUUCGGCGUAGGCGCUUAGGUCGUUUUGUUUAUUUUUGGACUGUUUCCUUGAGUUGAUACUCUAUUGAGGAUUGUGGUUAUUUUUCCUGGUACUUUUCUUUUGGUUUGCUGGAUUGUUUCGAAUGUGUGGGAUUUUGUCUUCAGAUUUUGGUUCAAAUAUUUUUGUCGGAUUUGGGCUCCAUAUUUGCUGUCUUGUGGGAAGGUUGUUCUCUUCUUCUUUUGCAGGUUUCAAUCGGCAAUCAUCAAUCUCUAACUUAGGGGAAAAUUUUUUAGCGCUUUUGAAGUAAGAAGAUUGAUGAGUGAUUGAAAGCUUAAAUCAAGGGGGAGAUUACCUAAAUCCAAAGAGCUCAAGCAAUCAGGACCGUUAAUCAAGAUUGUCCCUUAUGGAAAGAUUUCAACCACAACGGCCAUCUCUAGCAAGCUAUUUAAAGUCGUGAAGUGAGCCUGUGAUCAUCACUUGUGAUAAAAUAUAGCGAUAGAGGGCUUAGUUGGUGUAUCAAGGGCUUGGUGAUUGGAAGGAAUAGGUUUUGAUCAUUUCAAGGUGUAACAGAUCUAGAUUGGGAUCUGGGUUUUCAUUUUCGCUUGUUCUUGAGUCUUUGUUACAGAGCCUUACAUUGUAUACUAUGUUUUGUUUCACAUAAAAUAUAAAAAUAAAAACAGAGUCUCUCGGAAGUAGUGGGUACUAUUUCCGAGACGUGGAGUAACCUAAAAUUGGUGAACCACGUAAAAAAUAUCGUUGUGUUCCUUUUAAUUCUUGUUUGCUCUGCUUCUUGUUUCUGUUUCUGGGUUCUUCAGCAAACAAGGGAAACCUUCUCUGUUCAAAAUACGAUUGAUCCUCAAUGGGUUGAUCGUUGACAGCUGACUUUCUCAUUAACCCGCAAGAAACAGGCCAUAUUUCUUUCUUUGGGCCGAGUCUUACUCAAAACCCAUUUCAGGGCCUGCUUUACAUGCCCACUUAGAGAUAGUUGAGAAAGAAACUAUUCGAGAUCUGUUUUGCAUAUCUGUCUCAUCUUCUCAACUUCUCUGUCCCUUGUUCAUUUCCUUUGCUAAAGCUCCAAAUCGCCAUUAUCGUUUUUCAAUACUAUACCUAGAUUCAGUAAGAGGAAUGCUUAUUUAUUUAUAUCUUUUUACUUGGUUUGCAUGAAAAAAAGUGAUUAAUUCCUGCCCAUCAGAAUCCGAGAUUAUGAAGAUAUUAUGGAAAUAUGUGAUGGAUCGUGAUGUUCUUUCGUCUAUUCAAAGAAAUUCUUGAAUGUGAUUGGUUGUUCCUUCAUCAUCCAAGGGCCAAGUGUCCGUGAAGCAUAAUCUUACUUUUAUGUUGGGUUUGAAUUGUGAUACCUAGAUAUGGCAAUUUCAACCUGACCCGUUUUAUCUGAUCUGUUUGGCCUGUUUUGGGGCGGGUAUGGGUAUUCUUAUCGAUCCGACCUGCCUUGACCCGCCCCAUUCUCGACUCAUACUUGUCUAAAUAACAUGUAAUCAUUGUCAAAUUACUUAGGAAUUUUCUUUUAUUACAUCUUAUUUUAGCUGUAAUAAAGUUGUAAAUUAGUG